GUUAUAGCAUACGUAGGCUGUUCUUUUACAAGAACGAAGGAAGUGUUGGAGAGAAGUGGCUUGGUGUACCCGAUGAGAAGGACAGCGUCAUUGAUGUAGAAACUGAUCUGUUAAGAGAAGUGGCUAUAGCCUCAAUGAAACUGAAGAAAUUGCAAAGGGAUCGUGCAUUUUUAGAAAAGACAUUGCAGGCAACAGUGGAAGAAAUAAAGGCCACUGGAUCAUUCCACGUGUUAAGCAGAACUGUUCUCCAAGAGAUAUUGGUCCAAAUGGAAGAGAAAGACCUUAUAGAACAAGAAGAGCGAAAUUCGGAGGAAGUAAAAUAUCUGCAGGCAAAAAUUGUUGAAGAAGCAAAAGAAAUUCAUGACAAGCUUUAUCAGAGGGAUGAAAUUAUUGCAAAACUAAAGGAUCAAAUGCAAGAUGUGAUGUUUGACAGCGAAAUGCAGCUCAGAUAUGUUGAUCACUGGGAAAGGGCAAGGCAAAGUCAGAAUCUUCUCAAAUAUAAUCUACAAGAGAGACAUCUUACUGAAGCUAUCGAGGAACUUGAGGGACAAAGCAGUACUGAGGUCAAAGUUGGUGAGGCUGUUGAACGAUACAUAAAUGAAUCACAAAAUAAACUUCUGCAAGAAAUAGACGAUUGGCAACAUAGAUACAUCACUGAACUUGAAGAGAGGCAGCUCCAUAUCUCAAAACUGACAGAACAGCGUGAGCAGCACUUCCAGGAACUGGAGGACCUUGCGGUUCUGUAUCAGAAACACCAAGAAGAAAUAAGAGACUACCUAGAAUUUGUAGCUGAAAGAGAACGAAAGGCAGCUGAAGAAAUUUUUAUAAAUAUGACAGCUACAAGAAUACAAGCCUGGUGGAGGGGCACAAUGGUUCGCAGGGGUCUAGGUCCAUAUAGAAAGAAAAAGGGCAAAGGAAAGGAGAAGGAUGCUAAAGGAAAGAAGGGGAAAAAGUAAUAAUUGUGCCUCACUAAUCAGAAGCCUCACAAAUGACUUACAUAGUAAAAAUCUCUACAAGUUUAUAAAUGUGACUAUUCAGAUUCCACUCAGUGUAGUUAUAGAUAUGUUUCCACUUCUAUUUCAGUAAUACAGAGAAUGAAACUGUCAGUACAGAGAGGGAGAUGCCAAAAUAAGAUGCUAUGCUGUUUUGAAAAUUACAUGCAAAAUUAACCCUGUUCUUUCCUUUGAAUUUUCGGAAAAUAACCAGUGCCAACCGUUGUGUCAAGACUACAAAACAUUCAUAUAGUUUUUAAGAAUACACAUUUAUAAUGAUAACAAUUUUUUGCAAACUGAAAUGAUAGUGAAGAGUCCUAUAACAAAUGGUAGUGCUAGAUUCUUAUUUUGUUUGGAUCACACACAAUAACUGUGUAAUCAUAUUAUUGAACAGGAAAAAUUAUCUUUCAACAAAACUUUAACAAUAAUCAAAUAAAAAUGGAUAACUAUACUUAUAUCUGACUGAAGGAAUCUAAAGAUUAUGAUACACUCAACUCAAAGGUUGGUUUGAACAUAACAGUGCUAUACUGGGCAUGGUAUGGCGUAUCCUUCCUCUGACUUUUCCAUUGAAUCAUCCAGUCAACAAAUUGAUUAAAAAGAAAAGCAUUAAGCAUCUGUUGCGAACCACUUAGAACGUAUUUAAGUUGAACAUGAAUUAUUUCGGUAACGACAGUCAGUAACUGUUCAAAUAUUCAUAAAAAUUAUAGCAAUUAAAAAGUCAAGAAUGAUGAGGUGUUUCCAAAAGCUGCAUAGCUAUGAAGGUGAUUUAUUCGCAACUACUGGUUUCAUGUCAGUAUAGAUGCAUCUUCAGUUUUAUAAUGAUUAUGUUUUCAUAAAUCAAACAAUGGAAAAUCCAGGAUGGAAUGUAACAAUACGAGAGAAGGAAAGUUGGUACUCACCAUGUAGCGGAGAUGCUGAGUCGCAAUAGACACAAUAAAAUGAUUCAUACAAUCAUAGCUUUCGGCCGUUAA
Messenger RNA from Schistocerca serialis cubense, 1963 nucleotides. Its product is annotated as dynein regulatory complex protein 9. Lineage: Eukaryota; Metazoa; Arthropoda; Insecta; Orthoptera; Acrididae. The transcript is spliced from 6 exons. Gene Ontology annotation, molecular function: protein binding. Gene Ontology annotation, biological process: cilium organization. Gene Ontology annotation, cellular component: cytoplasm; motile cilium. The coding region runs from base 135 to 956 and encodes 273 amino acids. The record is from RefSeq and is a predicted model, not a curated record.